Molecule: messenger RNA, 1278 nt
Organism: Symbiodinium necroappetens
Lineage: Eukaryota; Dinophyceae; Suessiales; Symbiodiniaceae
Source: the annotation of a GenBank genome assembly
AUGCGUCGAUGGGGUCGACACAGAAUAAGCGUCCGUUAUGAAGAGAGUCCUGUUGAGCCAGCUGCUGCCGAUGGCCUCAGAGAAAACGAGACCAUCGUACAGCCAUCGAGGGAGCAACCAAACGAGCAACGGCGCUUGCUUCCUCCGCCGAAGCUGCGCAGCCGAUUGCCGCUCGUGGAUCCUUCCAUGUUGCAACGUGUAGGUACAGCGUACAGAAGCCAGUCGGAGAUAGAGAUUGCGACGGGAGCGGCAAUGUCAGCGUCAUGCGUCUCAGGAGCCUCAGCUUGGCCGGCAGUUGUGGGCGGAGAGCACUCCGACGACUUGGCAGCUUACUCUCCCACGGAGGUGUCGCAGCUCGUACAGUUCCUCGAAUCUGAGUUGGGACCACACUCUGUCCGGAAAGCUCGCCGCGACCAACAUGCCAGAAGACAGCCUAUCGCCUGUGGGGUGCAGAUUAUCAGUGGGCACAGUUGCAGCUAUGCCUGCCGUUACUGCUACAUUCAGGACUGGUACCCCUUCAUUGAACCCACCCCGACUCAGAUGUCAGGGCAAGAGGUUCUACUGUCCUUGCUGUCCAACCCGAAUUGGAUUCCGUCCCGAGAUUUCAUCAUCUUGGGCGACGUUUGUGAUCCCUUCCAUCCAAACCUAGAAGUGCGAACCAUGGAGUACAUUCGAGCUGCUGCUCCACUCGGCAGCCCAAUCCAGUUUUCAACAAAAUCGGGCAUCGGCCGACCUGUCUGCGAGCAGCUGCGACAGUGGUCUGAGACCUUUCAGUGUCCGAUAAACGCGCUGGUGACGAUCACUACCAUCAGACAUGUCCAGGAUCUGGAGCCAAACGCACCUUCGAUUCAGACGAGAUUGGACACUAUUCGCGCACUUUCGGCUGCUGGCCUUUCUGUGUUUGUCUUCAUGCGCCCUCUGCUGCCUGGAAGUUGUGAAGACUUUUCAGAAGUUCUGCAUGCUGCGAAAGCCUGUGGCGCUGAAGGUGUGGUGGUUGGCUCCUUGCGCGUUUCGAGGAAGAUUUAUCGACGGCUGCGGCAAUCGAAGACCGUGGACAUCGAGACCGUCGAUCAACAGCUGAGAGAGACAGGAAUGGAGCCACGCAGUCUGACAGAAGAGCAGGUGGACAUCCAAGACGAGCCUUUGAGGGCUGCUGUCGUUUCACAGGCUAGUGCCCUGGGCUUGUCGGCCGUUCGCAGAGCCUGCUGUGCCAACGCCAUUGGAUCACAGAUGCCCUGCCGGAAGGCAAAGUGUCUGAUGCGUGAGCUCAUGUGGUGA